Messenger RNA from Rotaria sp. Silwood1, 1503 nucleotides. NCBI's taxonomy places the organism in Eukaryota, Metazoa, Rotifera, Eurotatoria, Philodinida, Philodinidae. The record is from the annotation of a GenBank genome assembly.
AUGAAUGAAGACGAUAUAUUUCAAACAGCAAAAUUUGUUAUCCAAGGUCUUGAUGCACUUAAAAAUGAAUAUGAAAAAAUUCUUGAAAAUAUUAUUCAUUCGACGAAAAUAUUAUCAUCAAAUAAAAUCGACGAAAAAAUUGGUUUACUUCGAAAAUCAAUGGAUAUGAUUGAUUUAGGAAUUAAUGAAGUUCAAGUCAUGAUGCAAAUAGAUAAUCAUUUACAAAAUCUUGAAGGUGAAAAACAUAAAUUACGUACACAAGUUAAACGUUUAUGUCAAGAAAAUGCUUGGUUACGUGAUGAAUUAGGAUCAACACAAAGAAAAUUACAUGAAUCUGAACAAACCAAUGCUACGUACACAGUUGAACUUGAAAAUUUAAAAUUCUUAAAAGAUAUUAAAUUAUUUGAUGAUGAUAAUGAAAAUUCUACUGAUCAAACAAUAUCAGAAAUAAAUUUAGAUUUUAAUGAUGAUCAAAUUCAUGAGCAAGAUUUGAUUAAUAAUUUAUUUCCAUUAGACGAUAGUGAACAAGAUAUUUCUUCAGAUAAUCAACAAACUUAUUUGAAUAAAAUUGAUUCUGAUACUGAUCUAUUCAUGUUAUCAUCACAACUUGUGAAUGGUUCAUUUAUUUCAGCAAAUGGUUGUGAAAUACCAAAUAGAUUAAAAACUUUACAUAGUUUAGUUACUGAAUAUACAUCUCAGGGACGACAUGAAAUAGCUAUACAUUUAUGUCAACAAGCACUUGAAGAUCUGGAGACAACAUUAGGACAUCAACAUCCUGAUGUUGCAACCAUGCUCAAUAUUCUUGCACUUGUUUAUCGUGAUCAAUCAAAAUUUAAAGAAGCAAUUUCAUUACUCUAUGAUGCACUUGCGAUUCGAGAAAAAACACUUGGAUAUGAUCAUCCAGCUGUAGCAGCCACAUUAAAUAAUCUUGGUGUUCUUUAUAGUAAACGUAACAAAUUCAAAGAAGCUGAACCAUUAUGUAAACGUGCACUUGAAAUUCGUGAAAAAUCUUUAGGUCCAUCACAUCCUGAUGUUGCUAAACAACUUAAUAAUCUUGCCUUCAUCUGUCAAAAUCAAGAAAAAUAUGAUGAAGUUGAAUCAUAUUAUAAACAUGCAAUUGAUAUCUAUACAAAUAAUUUUGGAGUCAAUGAUCCAAAUGUAGCUAAAACAAAACAUAAUCUUGCAUCAGCUUAUUUAAAACAACAAAAAUACAUUGAAGCUGAACAAUUAUAUAAAGAUGUUCUUAGAUGUGCAUAUGAAAGAAAUUUUCAAUCAUCAACAAAAAUUAGAAAUAAUAAUAUAGAAAACAAUUUGUAUAAAACCAUUCAAAUUGAUACACCGACACUAACAGCAACAUUAAAAAAUCUUAGUUUGCUUUAUCGACGACAAGGUCGAUUUGAUGCAGCUGAGAUAAUGGAAAAUUGUGCAUCACGUACUCAAAAAGAUUCACAAGCUAUUGUUCAAGUACUAAAUUUGGUUCAACAAGUAAAUGAUCUUUCAUAA